Molecule: messenger RNA, 1185 nt
Organism: Microthlaspi erraticum
Lineage: Eukaryota; Viridiplantae; Streptophyta; Magnoliopsida; Brassicales; Brassicaceae
Source: the annotation of a GenBank genome assembly
AUGGGGAAGAAGGAGAAUGCUCACAAAACGCUUGAGGAACAUUUCGGGGAGAGGCGUGUGGAAGAGAUGGGGAAAUGGGUGAGGAAGGAGUUCCGAGUGAGUGGGAGCAGUUGGGACACGAGUUCGGUGGAUAUUGCUGUUUCGGGUCUCGGUUGGUUCGCGGUAGGACUCAAAGGAGACGCGGUUUUAGGCGUAUGGACUCACGAAGGGAUCGAUGUAGUCGUCCGUGACUCAUUGCUCCCACAACGAGCACUCACUUUUGAAGAGGACUCUGGCUUCACCGUCUCCAAGAUCGUUGCCGAAGCUGAUAGAGCUUUUAACCAAAACAGUUGCAAUGCUGAUGUCGAAGCCACGAUGAACUUCCGACCGCUUCUGGUUUCCUCUCAUCUUUUGAAGAUCACUGCUCCGGCUAGGCUCUGGAGGACCUGUACUUUUCCGGCGCCGGUGGCCCCUGUUUCUGCUGAGAAGCCGAAGAGACGUUUUUCUUCUUCACCUGAACCUCUUGGUGGUGCAAUUGGAAGGACUACAAUCUCCGACAUUGCUGCUAUGGUCUCUCCCGCCGUCGUCCAUAUCCACGUUCCGCAAGACAUUUACGGUGGUCCUGAUGAAUCCAGCGCUAGCGGGAUGUGUAUUGACAACGUGGGCACUAUACUAACCUGUGCUCACGUUGUUCUUAACCCAAACGGAAAGUAUAUUAAAAAGGAUACGUACCCACCUUCUGGAUAUAAGGUAUCUGUUACCUUUGCAGAUGGUAAACAAUUCAAUGGAAUGGUGAAGAAAUAUGAUUUCGAUGCAGAUCUGGCUAUUGUCAGUAUUGGUGAGCCUUCACAGGAUUUUCCUAGUGUUGUGCUUGGUACAUCAAGAGAUGUUCGUCAGGGAGACUUCACAGUGGCUAUCGGUUCUCCUCUCGUUCUGCCCAGAUCCGUUACUUUUGGUAUAAUGAGCUGUAUCGAUCGGACAAAACAGGAAAUGUUAUUCUGGGGAGGAUUGGAUAGGCUCUAUUUUCAAACAGAUUGUUAUACCAACAAGGGUAGCUCAGGUUGUCCACUCGUUGAUCUUGAUGGGAAAGUUGUUGCUAUCCAUUUUCGGUCGCUAAUUAAUAGCAAGAAUCUGCAUGAAGCUGGUUGUGGAUUCGGUAUUCCAAUCGAUGAUGCCAAAAGUUUCAUCGGUGACUAUUAUAUGUGA